CAGAAUCCUUCUCAAAAAUGGCGACCAAAAUAGAAAACACGUUGGGUUUGUUGUGAAAAAUUAAAUGUUCUAAGUGGGAAUUGGUGAAACAUUAAAACAUAUGUUCAGAAAUGAAAUUAACACCUUUGUAACUUUUCAAAAGACUAAGGCAGCAUAACUGCACAGUAGAAUUUGGAGUGAGCAUAUAUUUAUAAGUUCCAGAUAUGGCAGCUACAUGUCAGAUGAAAGAAGAAAUAUAGGGAUUAUUCCAUGGAAAAAUGCCACUUUUAGAAAUAAAACAAAGGCCAUCUGGGCAUAUUGGUUUGAACUUAGAUAACGAGAAAGACUGGAAGACAUUUAAGGAGAUAAUAAAGUGCGUUUCCUAAGGCAUCAUUAUCCAUAUGGCUGUGCAUCUUUCUUAAUGCAAGACAACACUGCUAGUAAAACUAGAGAGCACUAAAGACUUUUCCACUUUCUUAAGAUUAGAUAAAGAAUAUGAGUGCAGCAAAAAUGGUUGCUGACUCCACUCAAGGAGAUUUGGAUGAACCUAAAAAAAAGAGGAAGAGAAAGAGAGAAAAUCUUAAGAAAAAGUCAAAGAAAUUGAAGAAAAGAGACAGUAGAAAAGGAAAGUAUAGCAAAAAAGAAGAUGAAGAUUCUGACCUUGACCUUGAGAAAGAACUUCAGCCAAUAGGUGAUUACAUAAAGGAACGUUAUGAGAUGAAUGAAGAACUUUUCCACUGUCUUCGUGGACCAACUUUACAACGCUACAUACCAGAUGUACUUAAGGAUUUACCCCUUGAAGAGCUAAAGAAAAGAUGUUUAGAACAUCUAGAAAUAAUGUCCAAAAAAAGAAUCCGAGGAAUUUUAUCAGGUGAUGAUCCAGGAACUAUUUCAUCAUCUGGAACAGAGGAAGAUUCCUCUGGGGAGGAACAGGAGGAAGCUCCACAAGAAAUAGAUGAAGGCCUAACCUAUGACCUUGAUAAAGGAAGUGGAGAAGAGAAGGGAAGUGAUAGUGAUAUUGACAGAGAAAGUGAAUGUGAUGAAGAAAAAAAGAGUGAAAGAUCUGGCAGUGAAAUAGACGAAGAAGUGAAUGAAGACUUGGAAGACGGUGAGACUGUUUCUGAUGAAGAUGAAGAUUUUACUCCACAGAAAUAUAAAAAUGAACUGGAAGUUAGUUCAGAAACAGAAGGGGAGAUAACUUCUGACGAAAGUGGUGAAGAUAAAGAAGACACCCAUCAAGAGACUGGUGAUCAGUUUGACAUUGAUAUAAAAAAGAAAGAUCAAGAGGAAUCUCAUCAAAAGGAAGAAGAACAGGAGAAAAUUGCCAAAAAGGAUAAUAUUCAAGAUAAGAAAUACACAGAAGAAAAACAAACAGACUAUGAAGAGGAUUGCAGAGUCAGAGUGAAAGAUGAAAUACCAGUAGACAAUGAUGCAAAAAGUGAUAACGACAUAAACAAUGAUUGUAAGACUAAGCAGGAAGAUGUCCAUAGGGAUGAAAAUCAAGAAAUUGAGAUGAGAAAUGAUAUUAAAGAUGAUGAAGGUCAAAAUGUUUGGCAAGAAAAGAAGGAUAAAUCAGAAGUGAAUAUUGCCAAUAAGGAAGGAGAGAUAACUGAAGAGAAUUCUGUACAGGCUGUUUCAACAUUACAAGGAAAAACAAUCUUUAAGGAAUUCAAAUACAAAAAGGAAGUUACUGCAUCAGAAAUGGAUAUAGAUAAUCAAGCAGAAAAUAUGAAGGAUGAUUACAAGUAUAAAAAAGAAUCUCCUGAACAGAAAAAUGAAAUUUCAGAGAAAAGAGAUAAUUUGGUUAAAGAACUUAAGGAUGAAGAUGCUAUAUAUUUGGGUGCUGAAAAUGAAUCUGUAUUGGAUAACCCUUCCUAUGAAAUGGGAAACAGAAUUCAUAAUAUUCCUAAAUAUUUAGAGGAGAGAAAUGAUAUGGAAGAUGUUGAGUCUUGCAUAUCAACAAAUACACAGCAAGUGGCCACUUCUAAUGUUCAACAAAAAUCUGAAACAAGACAGGAUAAUCAAUCAGAAAGGGAAUCGGCAAUAACUGAUACAAGGAAAGUAGAAUUCAGUGGGACAAGGGAGAUAAGUCAAACUCGAUCAGUUGUAUUAUCAAAAACACUAGAAAGUAGAGAUAGUCAGCUUAGAACAGUUUCAAAAUUUUCAAAGACUGAUCCCAGUAAAACUUUCAUAUCAGUGUCCUCUAUGCAUUCUGUUACCCCUCCUAUAAAAUCUGUAAUGGAUAGGUUAGGGAGUCAGAAAAUAGUAUCAAAAGAAAAAGUUCAAGUUACAUCAACAUCAAAAGUCUCGCCUUCAGAGUUGUCAGCAAAAACUGUCUCAAAAGUGACAGCUGUUGCCUCAUCAGAAAAACAAUCAUUUUCAAAGUUAAGUUCAAAAACUUCACCAUUGAGUACAUUAUCAUCCAAGACCAUUUCAAUAACACAGUCAUCAGUAGGAAUGAGUUCAAAGACAUCUUCAAAUACACCACCAGAUCAAGCCAUACCUUCAUCAUCAAAGUCAUUGUCAUCUAAAGCUAAAACAUCCAAAACUGAACUGUCACAAAAUAGUGACGAAAGUUUAGCCCCAGUGUUGACAAAGAACCAGAUGGAAUUAUUAGAGCUGGAAAUGAGAGCCAGAGCCAUCAAGGCUAUGCUUGCUGCUCAUGAGAAAAAGGAAAAACAACUAGAAAGGCAGGCAAAAUUAUGAAGACAAUGAAAACAUGGAAAAGUUAAAUCUGCCUUGUCAUUUAAUUUAUGUUUAUUCAUUAAAACAGUGGACAAUUUUAGAACCAUAAUUUUUUAUCUCUUGUUAAAUUUUGAAUAAAUAUUUUUUGUUUUAA
Molecule: messenger RNA, 2818 nt
Organism: Mytilus californianus (California mussel)
Lineage: Eukaryota; Metazoa; Mollusca; Bivalvia; Mytilida; Mytilidae
Product: myb-like protein X
Exons: 13
Coding region: 475-2685 (736 amino acids)
Source: RefSeq, a predicted model, not a curated record